This is a messenger RNA of Symbiodinium pilosum, 381 nucleotides long. The record is from the annotation of a GenBank genome assembly. NCBI's taxonomy places the organism in Eukaryota, Dinophyceae, Suessiales, Symbiodiniaceae.
AUGCUGAUGCAGCGAGACGCCGAAGACUGGCAAGCACUGUUGCAGGCCUUCGAGCGCAACCGCGGCGGUAAACGUCGCAUCUUAUUCCAGGAGAUGGGUGGGCAAUCUGAAGAGAUGGUCCUGGAGCCCCAACUUCGAUGGUUCGAAGUGAAGACGCUGUUGCUUGAGAAGGUCUCACAUCGGCUACCCAAGCCUCCUGCCGGGAUGCGGACGGAUGUGCGGUGCUACGACGGAACCGAGGAGCUUUCCCAUGAUGAGACGAUGGUGGCGACGUUUCCGGAUGAGGUUUUCGUUGUUUACCAGACGGCAGAAGUGGACAAAUCAUCCUCCUCCGGCUCCUCAAUGCCAUCACUGUUUGGCUCAGAUGGUUCUGACUACUGA